GCCAUCGCCAUAGCCAUGCCAUCUACGACCUGAACCUGCCACUCGAUGCUCCUGCGGUGUCGCAAUUGUGAUCAAUCCUCUCUAUUUACCCAGCCUUGCAUUGUUCGAACCUCCAUCCGGCUACAAGACCUUAUGAGUCGUUGAUCCUCGUGGUUGCGACCACUGCGAGCAACGCUCAUAGCUUUUCUCGAUGCCUCGCUAAUCAAUGGGGUCACUGCAAUGGUUCCUGUUUAUUUAUCUUCUAGGCGGCCUCACCUUCAUCCCUUUACUGCUCGGCAUCCUCCUCCUUCAUGCCUACUACACCUUACCUCCUCAACAAGCCGACACCUCCCAGAAGCCGGACCAAAACCAAGAUCCUGCGCGACUUGCUCGCCCGGAAGACGACAAGCUAGCCUUCAAAAGCGCCACCGAUGGCUUGGUGGAGAAGUUCCACCGAAAGCAUGAUUCGGACGUCGCAGCUGGCUAUUUCGCCGUCUGCCGAGAAUAUGUCCCUGGCGGCGUCAAUGGCAAGCCUCCCGAGAAGCUGACUCCCGCGGGAGACGUCGUUGCGCAGGAGUCUCCGAGCGUGUACCAGACAAUGUACAGAAGUAUAUUCGACCGAUCACAAAAGCCGACGAUCGAGCCAAACAAGGACGGAGCGGGGAAGACGGUCAAGAAGGCAAACAAUGUGUUCUACGUGGUCCUGAGACACGGCCACCUCAUGCUCUACGACGACAUACAACAGUUGGAAGUGCGGUAUGUGAUAUCUUUGGAAUACCACGAUGUGGACAUCUAUGGUGGGGAAGAGGAGAUACCCGAGGGAGAGUUAUGGAUCAAACGACAUUCUAUCCGGCUGCGGAGGAGGAAGUCUAUCGCUGGCGAUACACCCAAGUCGCUGCCCUUCUUCCUCUUCAGCGAGAAUACUUCGGAGAAGGAGGACUUCUAUUUCGCUCUGCUGAAGAAUCAAGAGAAGAGUGUCACGGAAGAUCUUCCCGUUGCACAAGAAUUCGAGGUCCAGCACAUCGUCACACUCGUGCAGAAAUUGCACUCCUCAGAAGAGCAUCUGCAGACGAGAUGGCUCAAUGCCAUGAUCGGCCGUCUGUUCUUGGCCAUGUACAAGACACCGGAGCUGGAAGACUUCAUCCGGACCAAGCUUACGAAGAAGAUCUCCAGGGUCAAAAAGCCCACCUUCAUCACCAAGUUGGCUCUGCGGAAAAUCGACACGGGUACCGGAGCGCCGUUCAUCACGAACCCAAGAUUGAAAGACCUUACGGUGAAUGGCGAUUGCACCGCCGAAGCCGAUGUCAACUAUACUGGGAACUUCAGAAUCGAGAUUGCAGCUACUGCACGCAUUGAACUGGGCUCACGCUUCAAGCCGCGAGAGGUCGACAUGAUCUUGGCCGCCACCUGCAAAGGACUCCAGGGGCACGUCCUCUUGAGAUUCAAGCCGCCGCCGAGCAAUCGACUUUGGUUCAGCUUUGAGAAGAUGCCACAGCUGGAUCUUGUCUUGGAACCGAUUGUCAGUUCUCGGUCGAUCACCUACACCUGGAUUCUCCGAGCCAUCGAGAGCCGGAUCCGAGAGGUCGUGGCCGAAAGCGUCUGCCUGCCAUUCUGGGACGAUGUUCCGUUCUUCGACACAAGGGGCCAACUUUAUCGCGGCGGGAUCUGGCGGCGGGAAUCCGUGUCCAUUACGACGACCGAGAUACCGAAUGAGGAACCCGAGGACGAAGCUGAAGCUGGCACGCCUGGAACCAGGACCCCCGCGGAGCUCGGCAAGGAUGAUAGGAUCAUGAGCAUGCCCGCACUGAGCGAUACCAAGGGAAAGCCGACCGUCGCAAAGAAAUCCAUUUCAUCGCUGAACGACUUCUUGGGCAUGAAGGGCUCCAGCUCUGAAGCUGUGAACAGGUCUGAAAUAUCCACACCAAGACUGAUGCGGUCACCAUCUUUCGCCAGCGCGGCCAAUCCCACCGUGACGGCGGAUCACGCCGAUGUCAACAGCCCUACACGAGAGCCUGAUGCGAGCGCCAAGAGGGAAAGCGCAGCGAACUUUUUGAAGGAUCUUUCCAGCAGGUCAACUUCCGAGACCCCGUCGCCCUCUGGCUCGCAGGCUGGUACACCUCCGGCAGAUUCGGCAAUGGCAGCCGCAAUGGCGGCAGCAAUGAGCCAAAAGGAAAGAAGUUCUAGUAACGCUUCACAAGCGUCUGUGGAAAUACCCAGAGUCAAAGAGGACGCCGAGAGUCUGAUGUCUUCCUCUGCGCUGCGAACGUCGACCAUGUCAAGUCGAGCCUCGCUCAGUUCCAAUUCCAAUGACACGCUCGACACCGUAGCUGCAGGGAAGAGACCUCGAUCGGCGCAUCAAGGGACUACCAGACAGAAGAGCUUUGCGCAAGGAGUGAGGUCUUUGACCAGUGCCGACCGGAAGCAAGCUCUUGCUUCGGUCAACGCUGCAGCCGCCGCCGCCCAGAAAUGGGGAUGGGGGGUUCUGGCCAAGAACAGACAGCGCGAGGCUCAAGUAGCUGCGAGUGGUGGGCACGAUGCGUCAGCCAACACGACGGCUUCCACUACGAAUUCGAGGGAACCGAUGGGACGCGGAAGACCGCUGCCACCACCGGGAACGCCACUGCCCCCGCCUGAAAAGCCCCGGAGUGGGUUCAUGGCAUCGAAGCGGAAGCCGGUCCCGCCUCCACAACUUCCCAAGCGUCCAGAGGCUGGUGCUCUUGUCAAUGGUUCGAGUGAUUCGGUGCCGAAAGGUUUGACAAAGCCACCCUUGCCCGAACGGCGGAAACGCCCGAGCUCGUUGCAGGUGAACGACGCGGCUGAGGAUGAGGUGCUCGUGGUUGAAGCUCCUAUCGAGUCUGCCCCGGCGAGUCCAGCGGCGGAUGAGCAUCAUGAUGAGUUCUUUGGCCAUGGGGAGCCCAGUGAGUCUGGUGAGGUGGAAGAGCCGGAAGAGCCGGACGAGCCUGUAAAGCUGGAAGAACCUCCAGUGCUGCAAGAGCCUAUAAAGCCUCCGUUGCCGGAGCUAGACAGUGCCAGUAGCGAAACUCAACCUGUCAUGGAUGACGAGGAGGAACUGCAUAGACAGGAGCUUGGGAUGUAUGCUUGACGACGUAUGUAUAGAAGUAACGAGACUACUUUGAUGAGUGUACUAUGAAG
This is a messenger RNA of Exophiala xenobiotica, 3132 nucleotides long. RefSeq lists its product as uncharacterized. Gene Ontology annotation, biological process: phospholipid transport. The transcript has a single exon. Lineage: Eukaryota; Fungi; Ascomycota; Eurotiomycetes; Chaetothyriales; Herpotrichiellaceae. Gene Ontology annotation, cellular component: endoplasmic reticulum; ERMES complex. Bases 206 to 3082 code for a protein of 958 amino acids. Gene Ontology annotation, molecular function: lipid binding. The record is from RefSeq and is a predicted model, not a curated record.